AUGACACAACAAGGAGAAGAAGAGGACAAGUUUCCGCCAGUGGCUGAACCGAAACAGUCCUCAGUGCAUUUUCUGAGAGAUGUGGUUUUUCACGGCAAGUUUGAGCUCCUCAAAUCAGCGACCCCAGAGGAAAGCACAUGUUUCCAGAAGGGUCUGUACUUCACGGACGGUCAGAGACGAGUAGAUUAUGUCCUGAGUUACAACUUGAAGAAGACCUGUGGCAGUCGCAUCAGCAGAUAUGUGCCGCACAUGCAGAGCGAGAACGCCGUCUGCCACAAAGACACAGGCGUCGCACCGCCUCAGAGAGCAGGGAUGAGGAGCACGGCACACGGGUUCAGAGGGGAGAUCUCGUCACCAGGAGAGGAAGACAAGAUCCUACAGAGAGAAGACUUUGAAUCGAAACUGAGAGAUAUGGGGCUGGAGCUGGAGAAGGAAGAUAAUGGCAAUGUCCCAGGAGUGGGUUUCGUAAAGAUCCACGCUCCCUGGAACGUCCUGUGCCGAGAGGCCGAGUUCAUGAAGCUGAAGAUGCCCACCAAAAAGUGCUAUGAAGUGAAGCAGUCCAGCGGGUUCGUGGAGAAACUCAUGUCUUUGGCGAGUAAAGCGGUGGAGCCACUCUACCCCCACGUGGAGGAGCAUCAUCCCAAACACAUCAAGUACCUGUCGCACACGUUCUCCAGAGAGAAACAGCAUCUGUACGUCCGGUCUCUGCGCACGCAAAAAUAA
Knipowitschia caucasica is the source of this 723-nucleotide messenger RNA. Lineage: Eukaryota; Metazoa; Chordata; Actinopteri; Gobiiformes; Gobiidae. The record is from the annotation of a GenBank genome assembly.